Molecule: messenger RNA, 1641 nt
Organism: Penicillium cataractarum
Lineage: Eukaryota; Fungi; Ascomycota; Eurotiomycetes; Eurotiales; Aspergillaceae
Exons: 4
Coding region: 1-1641 (546 amino acids)
Biological process (GO): regulatory ncRNA-mediated gene silencing
Cellular component (GO): ARC complex
Source: RefSeq, a predicted model, not a curated record
AUGAAUUCGAAUCCACCACAUCACUCUACAGCCAUCUCGGGAGACCUUCCCAUCCGCUCCAGCAAGCCGAUGAGGCCUCCAACCCUAGCAGAGACUGAGAAUCCCCCCUGCGAAGAUGCAAAACCCCCAACCAUGUCGGCAACGAUCGAAGAAGUCCCAGAAGACAGCCCACCCAAACCCAACCCUCGGGUUGGCGCUCCUCAAACCAAACUGGAUGAUGAGGUCGCCCUUAGAGCGGGUGAGAUCAUGGCAUCCGUAAUCCACAAACCCAGACGCAGAAAGCCAAAGAGCAAGCGUGGACUCGGAAAGCCCACUGGAUUCGAAGAGUAUUAUGCCGAUGGUCCCAUGACGCCGGCAGAGCAUGAAGAAUCUCGCCAGACUUAUGACCCGUCUUACCCAUUUGAACAGCGUAUACAGGAAGCUCUCACCCGGUUUCAAUGGAAGCGCCGCAUGGAAAAUGACAGACGUGCCAUUUUCUUCAAGUACCUGCAGUACGGCGGCGUAGACGCCAGCCAGAAUUAUGGAACCGGAGUUUCUCCCAAGGAGUUGAAGCAAAUGUCGAAUGAUGAAGCGCGCCAAGCUCGUAGUCAGACUAUGAUUCCACGGGACCGGCAGGAACAAGAGGUCAACUUUGAAGAGGUGGCUCGAGGCUUCUUAAGCUCAUAUUACGCCAACCACUACAAUCCAGACAGUCAAGAAAGCAUCAAUAUUGCGACUAGCACUAUCCGAAACCUCCUCACAUAUCUGCUAUACCAUGAGGUCUGCCCCGAGUACAAGGACAACAUCCUCAAGGCACGGCGGAUCUGCGAUAUCGCGUCGGUAGAGCUUUGGAAGAAUGUCCAACUGGUUCAAGACGGGCCUGGAAAGUUCAACGAAAGCUGCUCAAUGCUGUUCGGUGGUAGAUAUCAUGGAAGUGGCCAAGACACCAAUUGUUGGAUCCCAGCACAGUGUUGUUCCGACGGCAAUCUCACCCCCGACGCUGCCCGCAAGGUCGUCAAGUUUGCGAUUGCAGGCACCGCGUCUCACGAACAGGCUUGCCGGUUCCAGGCGUUGGUGACCAAGGGCAACCUCUCCGCCAAACAAAUCCUGGAUAUUGACGGCUUUGAGGUGACCUCCAUUAACCAGCCCGACGAUGAUAUCCGUGACUUUCACCAUGAAUUUGCUCCAGACUUGCCCGUUGUUGGAAAAAUCAAGGCCAAAUCGUUCCGCAACCCUGCCAAGCCGGAUAUUGAUAUGACCCCUGCAGAGCGUAAAUCUUGGCAAGAGGGCAAGGCACCAAAGUAUGACUUUGAGUUCUUCCUCGAGGAAGAGCUUCUGCAGAAUUGUUACCCGGGUUUGAGAAUCACUUCUGAUAUCUGGGAGAUCAAUUGCGGAGUGUAUUACUUUGAUGAGAUCAUCUCGGCGUAUCCUUCAUUCCACAAAGUUCUUGCGAAUGACCUGAUGAUGCGCUGGAAGACUCCCAGAGAAAUUGUUGAAGAGAAGCCAAACAUUCUGGAGAUGCAGGUGGAGGAUGUGCCUCGGUUGGAGGCGGAUGAUGACCCGGAGGAGGACAAGAAGCCGGAUCACAUCACAGAAGCUGUCAAGGAAGCUUUGCGAGCCACUGGUCUUGAAAAUGAGGCAGAUGAGGUUGACAAGGAGUGA